Eruca vesicaria subsp. sativa (arugula) is the source of this 631-nucleotide messenger RNA. The record is from the annotation of a GenBank genome assembly. Lineage: Eukaryota; Viridiplantae; Streptophyta; Magnoliopsida; Brassicales; Brassicaceae.
AAAUGGCCUCAACAACUCUCUCAAGCGCCAUCGUCGGAACAUCCUUCCUCCGCCGUCAAAAUGCUCCUAUCAGCCUCCGUUCCCUCCCCUUAGCCAACACUCAAUCCCUCUUCGGUCUCAAAUCAGGCACCGCACGUGGUGGACGUGUCACCGCCAUGGCUACAUACAAGGUCAAGUUCAUCACCCCAGAGGGAGAGCAAGAGGUUGAGUGCGACGACGACGUUUACGUCCUUGACGCUGCGGAAGAAGCUGGGAUCGACUUGCCUUACUCUUGCCGUGCUGGUUCUUGCUCGAGCUGUGCCGGGAAAGUUGUGUCGGGAUCUGUUGACCAGUCUGACCAGAGUUUCCUUGAUGAUGACCAGAUUGCUGACGGGUUUGUACUCACUUGUGCGGCUUAUCCUUCUUCUGAUGUUACCAUUGAGACCCACAAAGAAGAUGACCUUGUUUAAAACAAAAGCUCCUUAACAUGCUUUUGAUGGUUCAUUGUCUUUACAUUUUGUUGUUACUUAGUAAAAUCUAGUGUUGUCUGUGUUCUUUGUUUGCCCCAUCUUUUGGUAAUAUCAGUGGAUAAAAGUUAAAAACUUAUGAUCAUGCAAAAUCUGGAUAACUUUUGCUGAGAAUCUAAACAAUA